[Candida] anglica is the source of this 2098-nucleotide messenger RNA. The record is from the annotation of a GenBank genome assembly. NCBI's taxonomy places the organism in Eukaryota, Fungi, Ascomycota, Pichiomycetes, Serinales, Debaryomycetaceae.
AAGACUUACAAACAUAUAUAAUAUCGUAGAACAUUCCCUAGCAUCGGAAGAGUGCCUUGUUGAGAAAAAAUUUUGACUGUGCCGACCAUACAAGGAAAAAAAAUCUUACGAUAAUUUAUACUGUACUCCACAUUUGGAUUUUAUUGUCAUCCUGUUUGAGUUUUUCUACAUUCAGACAAAUCGAACACCAUUGUUUGGAAGACCAAGCAAAGUUUUAUAAAAAAAUUUUAUAAAGGCCCCAAAAAAAGGGAUACCUUUUUACUUAUUAUAUAAAUAGAUACCAGCAUCAAACAUGGCCAGAGCAUCUGAUUCUGACUCCUCUGAGUCUGGGACUUCCCCAGCGCUUCAAAAAACCGAAUCCCCAGUUGAAGGAAACGACUCAUUGACUGACCCUCAGGCUUUCACUGGUGCCCCAGCUGACCUUGAACGUGCCUAUACCUCAGGGUUAGAUGCGUCUGGAUUGGAGGCUGGUGAAGAUGAGCUUUCUCGUUAUGAACUGAGUGCUCAAGCUUCUAGACAACUCUCAAGACGUCUUACCGGAGGUGAUGACUUGCUUGCCGAAGCUAAUGACACGGACGAGCCAUUGCCUGUCAUGGGUGGUGGCAGAGACUAUCCACCUCCAUUGGGUGACAGAGAUAUAUACUCUGUUGCCUACGACGGACCUUCAGACCCUAUACAUCCUCACAAUUGGAAACUUAGUAAAAAGAUUCUCAUCUGUUAUGUGGUUGGUAUGUUGGCCUUAUCUGCAUCAGUUGGUUCUGCCAUCUUCGCAGAGGCAACCCCAGAAGUGAUGGAGAUCUUUGGCAUAGGAUCCACCACUGCUACCUUGGGUACUUCAUUGUAUGUUUUCGGGUUUGCAUCCGGUCCUAUCAUUUGGGGUCCGCUUUCUGAAUUAUACGGUCGUCAAGUGGUGCUUAUUCCAUCCUGUUUCGGUUUCAUCUGUUUCAGUUUUGCUGUAGCCACCGCUAAAGACAUUCAAACUAUCAUGCUCUGUCGUUUCUUUGCUGGGUUCAUUGGUGCUUCCCCUCUUGUGGUUGCUCCAGCCGCAUUGGCAGACUUGUUUGGCGCCGCCACCAGAGGUCAAGCCAUGGCUCUCUUUGCCAUGGUAUUGUUCGGUGGUCCAAUGUUGGCCCCAAUAUUCGGUGGCUUCAUUGUGAAGAAUCCCGGUUUGGGCUGGAGAUGGUGUCUGUACAUUUCUGCCUUCAUUGGUAUCGUUGCUUUCAUUUCUCUUAUCUUCCUCUACACUGAGACUCACCAUCCAUUGAUUCUUGUCAAGAAGGCUGAAACGUUGAGAAGAAGAACCGGUAACUGGGGUAUCCACGCUCCACACGAAGAAUUCUCCCUCUCCUUGAAAGAAAUUGCCGAAAAGAAUAUUACAAGACCUUUAAGAAUGUUAUUUACUGAACCAAUUUUGUUCUUAAUUACUUUAUACAACUCGUUCAUCUAUGGAUUGUUAUAUCUCUUUUUGACGGCGGUGCCAUUAAUCUUCCAAGGAAAAUACCAUUGGGUUAGCGGAGUGGCUGAAUUGCCAUAUUUGUCUAUGCUUAUUGGUAUCUUCUUUGGUGGGUUAUUGUGUAUCUUCUUUGAAAGAAGAUACGGAAAAAUCAUGGCUGAAAAGGGUAAGCCAGUUCCUGAAGAAAGACUUCCUCCAAUGAUGAUUGGUGGCUUUGUUUUCGCAAUUGGUAUCUUUUGGAUGGGUUGGUCUGGUGAUUUCCCCGACAAGGUUCAUUGGAUGGUGCCAACUGUUGGUAUUGCAUUCAUUGGUUUUGGUUUAAUUACCAUCUUUUUGCCAUGUAUGAAUUAUAUCAUUGAUUGUUAUUUGUUCUUUGCUGCCUCUGCCCUUGCAGGUAAUACUUUUAUGAGAUCUAUGUUUGGAGGUGUUUUCCCACUUUUCGCUCGUCAAAUGUUUGUUAAUAUGAAAAUUAAGUGGGCUGGUACUUUGUUAGGAUGUGUUGCUGUGGCAAUGAUUCCCGUUCCAUUCCUUUUUUACAAGUAUGGUGUUCAAUUAAGAACGAAAUCCAAGUACGCGUUCGUGCUUGACUAGACUUUAGUAUAGCUUAACGAUACAUAUAUAUAUAUAAAAAAAUGCAAGUAUACC